AUCCCCGAACAACGUCAGCUAACAUUAGCACCUUCUCGCUACGUAUAUAGACGAACCGCUCGGUAUGUGCAACAGCAGCGAACCCGAAGGAGGCAGAAGCACGUGUGGCGACAGCUGGGAGGACCAGCUCUAGGGGGGGAAACCCAAAGGGGCCUUCAUGACUUGAAACUCAGAUAUUGGCAGCACCGUCAGCAUCAGGGCUGCAAGAUGAGUGACUCCGAGAAUGGCAGCGAGUUUGACGGUGAAAUUGAGGAGACAGAAUUUGGACUUUACAUGCAGCUUUAUUUUGAAUCCAAUCCAGAAUAUAAAGCAUGUGAUAGUUCCCACAUUAGACACAAGUUAUCUGGCAAGGAGAACAUAGAAGAAUCACCCAAGUCAAAUGAGAAUAUUAAUGAAGAUAAGGAAACGGAAGUAAGAGAAUAUGAUCGGGUCUCUGAUAAAGGCAAGGAAUGCACUACCAGUUGCAUUAACGAAAAUAACAUUACAUUUUCAAGAAAUGUCAAUAAGAAUGAUACCAAAGGGAGGGAUACUGCAGAUAACACUGAUAUACCUUGCUCAGAAAGUCCAGAUGGGAGGGAUCCCCAGAGCCAACUGAAAAGGGUAUCUAGAGAUAGGCUCUCUAGUAUUUGUAGUAUAGACAGCAUAUCUGGCAGUGUCCCUCUGGAUAACUUGUACUGUGUUGAUUUAAUUUCUGAUGAAGAGGAAGGAGGAAUCAACCAGAAAUUGGCCAUGUCUGAGAGUUUAGAUCAGGAGGCUCCACGAGAAACUAGCAAUUCAAAGAAAAGGAAAAGGUUCAGAUAUUCGUCUGACAGUGAUAGAGAGGAAUCAAGAUGUGCUAGUAUAGUUAUGAAGGUAAAGACACAUAAGAAAAGGAUAACAAGUAAAGAAAGAUGCAGCACUCCAAGGGACAGUGAUGAUAAUGAGGAUGUUUAUGUGCUUCCCCCUCCACCACCACAGCAAGUUUCAGUUGUGGAUUUAGCUUCAACUUCUGAUAGUGAUCCUGCAGUUGACACCAACUUGAAAGAAAAGCCAAAUACCAAGACUAAAUGCAAAUUUGAUUCACAAGUUGACCACACACCCAAAUGUAUAUCUAAAGCAAAAGCGGUAAAAUCACCUAAGAAGUUAGUGAAUGGUGACCUUUCCCAAAUAAUUGCCGCCUUGAAGAGAGGCAAUAAGAGAACCAAUUUUGCUAGUGAGUCUGACACAGAGAGUGAGACAGAUUCACUCGAGGGGGAAUUAGAAACAAACUUGACAAUGAAUUUGGACAAAGGAUUAAAAAGAUACCUUGAAAAUGAUAAGCAGCACAAGAAUAGAACAACAGGAAAGGUUAAGAAUGUGAGAAGCUUUGACUACAGCAAAACACUUACUAAAAGCACACAUCUGCCAAGCUGUAAGAAGUGGACAGCCUCUAUGGCCUCUUUCUAUGAUACAGAUAUAUCAGAAGACCUGCAUAUAGAGGCAGUACAUCAGCAACAAACAAAUUCACGAAGGGACUGGCAUAUUAAUGCAAAUGAUUAUCCAGUCCAACAAAGAGGUCGAUAUUUCACCAGGGAAGUAAGAUGUACUCGGUGUCGACAGUUUGGUCACCUGGAGAAGGAUUGUCCAAGAGUACCACAUUGUCACCUUUGCUCCCAAACAGGACAUACAGUGAGAUACAUGUGUCCAGACAACUGUUGCUUUAGAUGUGGUGGAGAACCCCAUGGAUUUUGCUACAACACUUCAGCUGCUGUCAGAUGCCAUUUGUGUGGCUUUCAUGGUCAUCGGAUGCAGUUGUGUCCGGAUUUGUGGAGGAGAUUUCACAUAACAACAUCUGGUGAAGAAGUACAGAGCCCAGAUUAUCAUGAGGUUCGCCCAUUAAAAGAACAGUAUUGUUGCAUAUGUGCUAAGCGAGGGCAUUAUAGCUAUAUUUGUCCUCUAAGGCAUGAAAACUCUUAUUACUGUCACGUUCCACAAACGGUCAUCAGCUACUCUUCACCAGCUUUACAGAAAAAUGGGAAACUGACAGGCACUUCAGGAGACGAAAUUUUAGAGGUGCCAGCAGAUAUUACAAAAUUCUCAGUGCAGCAACGAGAUGCUGGACGCUUAAUAGGACGGCAAGGAUUGGUUGUAAAAGAAGUCCAGAAACUAUCAAAUACUAAAAUUAUUAUUACUACAAAGCAUGGAAAAUGUCAGGUUCACAUCUGUGGAAGUUGGAAAGACAGGAAAUUUGCAAAAGGAAUACUUCACGUUCUCCUUGGUAUUAUACCAGUAGGUGAAUAUAAAGAGUACAUUACCAAUAUAGCCAACGUAACCGAUGACCCUAAUAUACAGGAUCUCUUGACGUACUCAGAUUCAAACAAAGUCUUUACAGAACUGGAAGAGAGUAACCAGUCCUUACAGGGUUAUCACGGCAGAAUCAGCAAAAGCUCCUCACGCAUCCUAGAUAAUCUUCCCAGGACAAAAGAAGAUCUCUUGGCCAAAAUAGCUGAGAGCAUUUCAGAUAUAAGGUCCGUUGAUUUUAACGUGAAGAGACGCGUUAAACUCUUGAAGAAGGAGAGAGACUUGUUUGAUUUUAAUGAUGCAUCUCCAGAUAUUAUUCGUCGAGUGCAGAAGUUGUUGAAUGAGUUAUCAAGAGUCAUUAUAGGUAGAGAGAUGUAUGGCAAUGGUAAGGACAUCCACAAAAGUUUAUCCACAUUGCAAAGCCAAGUAGAAGCAUGUAAAAGUAAUAGAGUGCCUGAAGAUUUGUGUGAGAACAUUGCACAUACUCUUUGUAUGGUAUAUAAUCCUUCAAUUGAAAAAGUAGAUAUCAUAUUGAGCUAUGCAGAAGACUAUCUGGAAAAAGUGAGGCAAACUAAUGGGAAGAAAGAAGACUAUCUGGAACGAUUUAGAAGCACUUACAAGAAGAAACGAGAUAAUAAUACUCUUUCAGGGGAAAAUGGGUUCAAAGUGCUAAAGAAAAAGCUCAAGAGAGUUAAAAGCAAGAGUGGAAAUUUAAUAAAAAACCUAGAUCUGAUAUGUAAACACAAUAGAUUACAGUUAAAAUGUAAGCACUGUAAAAAUGAAGCACAAGAAAUGCAUAGCAGGUGUAGGCAUAAUGCAAAACAAAAAAAUUGUGGACUUUGUAAGAAACAAAAAGAUAUGAAGAAAAAGGGUAAAAUGUGUAUACAUGAUUGCCUAAAAGGUAAAUGUAAGAAGUGCAAAAAGAAGAAAAAACCCAAACGAAAUAGUACCGCAUUUUGGAAUGAAAUAUUUAAGAACUGAUGAGUUCCAAAAAGUGUUGAAAGGAGUUAAAAUUAUCCCACAAAUUAUUUUAUUUAUUAAUUAUAUAGCUAUGAUAUUUUUUCAGCAAUACAGGUUUGUGUAAAGGUGCUGUAAAUUUUAAAUCCACUGGAAUUCUUUUGAGCUUAAGGAAUUUCAACUGUAGCCAUUAAAUUGACUACUUAAAUCCCAAUGCAAGCCUCAUUUUUCUUUUUGAAGAAAAACUAUCCUUUGAAUAUAAACAAAUUAUAUAAAUAAAGCUUGAGUUGAAAUGUG
Penaeus chinensis is the source of this 3513-nucleotide messenger RNA. RefSeq lists its product as uncharacterized. Bases 208 to 3240 code for a protein of 1010 amino acids. NCBI's taxonomy places the organism in Eukaryota, Metazoa, Arthropoda, Malacostraca, Decapoda, Penaeidae. The record is from RefSeq and is a predicted model, not a curated record. The transcript is spliced from 8 exons. Gene Ontology annotation, molecular function: RNA binding; zinc ion binding.